AUGACUGCUUCUGCUGAUAAGGCGGUAUCCGGCGGGGAGCAUGAUACUGGAAGCAAACCUCCAGUGACUGGCAACGGGAGUUCUCCCAAAAGCGAUAAUGCUGGUAGCUCUGUGAAGAUGACAGAGAUCGAAGAUCCCAGAAUUGACUAUCUCACCGCGGAUUCUGAGCUUACAGAGGAUUUACCUGACGACUCACAGGUCAUCGACCUGGUUCAUCUCAAGAUACGUUCGCUGGAAGACCUGAAACUUUACAGAUUCACUCAGCUUACGAGCUUGUGUCUGAGGCAGAACCUGAUAGAAAGCAUUAGCGAGGUGGAAGUCUUGCCAGUCGACAGUUUCCAGAAUUUGGACCUUUACGACAAUAGAAUAAAACACAUCUCGAGUAAUGUUAAUAAACUAGUCAACUUGGAGAAUCUGGACCUGUCAUUCAAUAAAAUCAAGCAUAUCAAGAACGUUGAUCAAUUGGUCAUGUUGAAGAAUCUGUACUUUGUGCAGAACAAGAUUUCAGUUAUCGAGAAUCUAUCGACUUUGAAGAAUUUGAAGAACUUGGAGUUGGGCGGGAACAGAAUCCAAGAGAUCGGAAGAAACUCCUUCGAAGGGCUAGGGAAUUUGGAAGAGCUGUGGCUGGGUAAAAAUUCGAUUCCACGUCUGGUCAAUCUGAGCCCAUUGAAAUCGCUCAAGAUACUCUCGAUUCAAGCAAAUAGACUUCGGAAGAUAGAGGGAUUGGAGCAAUUGGAAAAUCUGGAAGAGCUCUACAUCUCCCAUAACUUCAUAGCAGAAAUAAACGGCCUGGAGAAGAACACUAGGCUAACAACUCUGGACAUAACUUCGAACAAGGUGACCAAGAUCGAAAAUGUCAAGCAUUUGCGGAAUCUCACGGAUCUAUGGGCAUCUUUCAAUCAGAUAGAUCAAACCUUCGAGUCUUUGGGUGAAGAAUUGGGAGGUUUACCUGGCCUCGAGACUAUCUACCUGGAAGGCAAUCCUAUUCAGACCAAAAAUGCUACAGCUUACAGAAGAAAGCUGGUUAUGAACCUCGGGCCAUCUUUACAGAAGAUCGAUGCAACUUUCAUCCGGGGAUGA
Molecule: messenger RNA, 1080 nt
Organism: Torulaspora globosa
Lineage: Eukaryota; Fungi; Ascomycota; Saccharomycetes; Saccharomycetales; Saccharomycetaceae
Gene: SDS22
Product: type 1 protein phosphatase-activating protein SDS22
Exons: 1
Coding region: 1-1080 (359 amino acids)
Molecular function (GO): protein binding
Source: RefSeq, a predicted model, not a curated record